Planococcus citri (citrus mealybug) is the source of this 1852-nucleotide messenger RNA. It is a transcript of the gene FipoQ, whose product is annotated as F-box/LRR-repeat protein FipoQ. Lineage: Eukaryota; Metazoa; Arthropoda; Insecta; Hemiptera; Pseudococcidae. The transcript is spliced from 11 exons. The record is from RefSeq and is a predicted model, not a curated record. Gene Ontology annotation, biological process: positive regulation of protein ubiquitination. Gene Ontology annotation, molecular function: protein binding. Bases 245 to 1795 code for a protein of 516 amino acids.
GUCACUUAUGAGAUUUACUCAGUUUUACGUUAUUUCAACACUAUACAUUCUCAUUUCUGCUCGUUUUGUUUCACUGUUGACAAUAAAUUCGACAAUUACUUCAUGAUUUUGAGCCGUAGAUUUAUUUUUUUUGAAAAUUUCGGUGCCCAUGUAGCUUAAUAGUACUUUUAGCUGUGUAGAUGAUGUUGUAUUCUCGCGUUUAAGUGAAGUGAAGUGAUCGUGAAGUGAACGACGUUGGCGCAAAAUGGAUAUAUCUGCAGAUGUAUGGGGACAGAUUGCACUAGAAGCGUCGCAGGUGUAUAUCGAUGAUGGUGGAGUGGCACGAAGUCCAUUUGCGAAUACGACCAUAGAGAAGCUGCCAGAUAAAGUAUUACUCCACAUAUUUUCGUAUCUCAGUCAUCGAGAAAUUUGCCGCAUCGCCAGAGUGUGUAAGAAAUGGCGGCUGAUAGCGUACGACACAAGAUUAUGGAAAUGUGUAUCAUUAAGGCCGGAAAUCUCCGGAUUGCAUGUUGGUUCCUUGGAAUCAUUAUUAGCUUUAAUCAGUAUUCGAUUUGGUCCAUCACUGACGUACAUUGAGCUACCAAUUGAACUAAUCACCCACACUGUGCUCCAUGAAUUGGCCAACAAAUGUCCAAAUUUAACUCACAUGUUGUUAGAUUUUUCAACAGCUAUGCAGCUGCACGAUUUUAAUGAAAUGCAGGCGUUUCCGACUAAAUUAAAGUACUUGUGUAUUUGUUUAUCCGAAGUCAUAUUUAUGGAGGGAUUUAUGAGAAAAAUUUAUAAUUUUAUUAACGGACUCGAAAUAUUACAUUUGAUAGGAACUUACGAAAAAGUCGAAGAAGAAGAAGAAGAAAUUUACGAAGUAAUCAACGUCCAUAAAUUGAAAUCAGCCACCCCCAACUUAAGGGUUAUUAAUUUAUUCGGUAUUAAUUUCAUCGACGACAGUCACAUCGACGCAUUUAGUUCAAACUGUAUCCAAUUAGAAUGCCUGGCUGUGAAUUUCUGCUCAAAAGUUACCGGUUCGACAUUAAAAACUCUGUUUCAAAGAAGCAAACGAUUAAAAUGUUUACUAAUGAACCAAACAAGUUUAAUGAGCGAAUACGUAAUGCAAGUAGAAUGGGAAAAAUCAUCUAUACAAGAAUUAGAUAUCACUGCAACAGAUCUAUCUACCGAAUGUCUCAUCGAUAUGUUAACGAGAAUACCCAGUUUGAAAUUUUUGAGCGCCGGACAAAUUAAUGGAUUUAAUGAUUCGGUUUUAAAAGCAUUUGCCGAAAUGGGAAAUCCGAGGAGUUUAAUAGCGUUGGAUUUACACAGUUCGGAUAAUCUCACCGAUGAAGGCUUACAUAAGUUUUUGUCUCGAUAUGGACACCAGUUGCUGGGAUUGUCUUUGUCUGGUAUGCCUCACAUAACCGAUCAACUAUGGCAAUCUGUACUUCCAGUAUUAAAUAAUGUCAAAAUCAUAAUAAUGGGAACACAAGAGAGAUUAGGAGUAAAUAUUCACGUAGACCAGUUAAUGGACUGCAUAGCAAACAGUUGUCCAAAUUUGGAACGAAUUGAACUGCAAUGGGAUCCAGAAAACUUACGAUUUUCUGACAAAAGCCAAAAAGCCAUCGAUGUACUUCGAGUAAAAUGUUUAAAACUUCGUUGCUUAAUACUAAGCGAUGGUCGUUAUUACGAAAUAGUCAAAGCGAAUUUCGAGAGAGCUGAUAGAUUAACCGUUGUUCGAACCACGACCUGUUGCCGCUGUUCGAAUUAUUAUCUUUUAUCCAACUAUCCAGAUCUUAUUUUUAAUUAAUAUUUUUUACAUUGUAAUCACGAUCGUUACAAUAAAAUGCAACUUUUAGCUUCAUCA